AGCACAAGAAUUCUUGGCUUUGGUGAGGAGAAAUACUUUUCAUCAUCGCAAGAAAGAUUGUUUUUAACAGUAAGCAAAGAAGAUGUUCUUUUGGCAGUUUCUGAACAUGUUGGCGUUGCAGCUUGUGCCACGGAGCUCGUAUUUGACUACAAAUGUGAACAUUUUUUAUUCCAGUCCAAACGCACCCUGCCCAGUCAUUGAGUCAUUGACCACAAAGAAAAGAAGAGCUACGUCUCCAUCCCUCACUUUCUAUGGCAUCCAAAUAUAAAUGUUGGACAUGUCAAAGGUUGCACGGUUCUUUCACGUUUUCUAUACCUAUUUGUUAACAUCUUCAAUUUGUCCACAAGGAGUACUUCUGCUCUGCCCUGUGAGUUCUCCUCGUACAUAAAAGACCAGUCAUUCUCCUACUCCUAGCUGCUAGCCUUGCAAAUAUAUUUUUGUUUGCAAGAUUGGCCUUAUCAUAAAUUGUGCAAAAAUCGCCGUUUGUGAGCUUAGAAAUGGAUAAGAGAUUGAAGAAGGCUGCUGAGGAUGGAGAUGUCGACACGCUGUAUGCCUUACUCGCUCAGGAUCCAUACCUUUUGGAUCGAAUUGAUCAGAUUCCAAUUGUCGAGACUCCAUUACAUGUUGCUGCAAGCUUUGGGAGGACUCAUUUUGCUUUGGAAAUUGCUACCUUGAAGCCUUCGCUUGCACUGAAGCUGAACCAUAUUGGCCUUAGCCCCAUGCAUCUGGCUCUAGGAAACGGGUAUAUCCACACGGCAAGAGGGCUUAUAACAGUUGACCCUGAGCUAAUUCGGGUAAAAGGAAGGGAGAGGAUUACUCCUUUGCAUUAUGUAGCUGAAACAGAACAUGUCGAUCUCUUGGCUGAAUUUUUAUGGGUUUGUCCAGGGUCCGUUGAGGAUUUGACCGUUCGAUGUGAGACUGCUGUUCAUGUUGCUGUAAAAAAUCACAAGUCUAGAGCUGUUAAAGUCCUGGUUGGUUGGCUUCAGCGGGUCAACAAGGAAGAGAUUCUAAACUGGAAGGAUGAGGAUGGUAACACUGUCUUGCAUAUUGCAACCUCCACAAAUCAACCAAAGGUCAUGAAGUCAAUUAUUAGACACGUGAAUGUAAAUGCAAAGAACCUCCAAGAGUUGACAGCUAUGGACAUCUGCCUUCUAGAAGAAUUACAGCAGAAUGAAGUUGGGGAUAUUCUUCGCCAUGCCAAAGCUAAACGAGCUUCAUCUCUCGCUAACUUUACUAUAACCCUUGCGGAUUACCUGAGUCAGGAACUAUCGCUUCUUGAGAAAAGGGACAAGCACCUAGGACUCAAAGGCCAAAACCAAAGGAAAUCCCGCAGCAACAUCGGAAAUGUAAUACUUGUGGUGGCCAUAUUGAUUGCAACAGCAACUUACCAAUCUGGUCCCAGCCCUCCUGGUGGAUAUUGGCAAGAUGACUACGAUCCUCCAGCCAACAACACCAACAACCUCUCUGCCACCUACCUGGGGAAAGAAGGGCGACCACAUCGAGCAGGAGACAUGAUCAUGGACCCAGUGCAUAUCUUUUUCUUCUUCACUCUUAAUAGUAUAGCCUUUUAUGCAUCCGUUUCCACAAUUCUUAUAAUCAUAAUGGGGCUCCCUUACUCAAUCACGCUAUAUGUUUCUGCAUGUUUUUUCUUGUUAGCUUACUCGACUUCCUUGGCUAACAACUACCCUUAUACGCCACAGGAAAGUUUGACAAAUAAAGUUGCAGGCAUUAUAUAUGUGCAUGUAACUUACUUGUUCACAGGAAUGAUUAUUUUGGUCACUUUGGUGGCUUUCCUUCGGCAUAAGAGGCUGAAAUGGAGGUUAGAUUUUCUGAGAAGAAAUCUGGGUGAUGCUUUAUAAAGAUGAUGUGAACAGAGCGCCCAAUUUCGUUAAUAGAUUUUACCCCAUGAGGCUGCAAGUGAAGUCAACAGGAAAUUUGAUUUUACCGCUAUGAUUAGAACCUUUCAAUAAUUUUGCGUUGACUCUAUAUAGUAGUAGUAUAUAAACAAUUCAAUAGUAACAAUUUUAACAUUUUAUUUUUUUAAAGAUUCAA
Molecule: messenger RNA, 2052 nt
Organism: Theobroma cacao (cacao)
Lineage: Eukaryota; Viridiplantae; Streptophyta; Magnoliopsida; Malvales; Malvaceae
Product: ankyrin repeat-containing protein BDA1-like
Molecular function (GO): protein binding
Source: RefSeq, a predicted model, not a curated record